CGGGAGUAUUGCAUUAGCAGCUAGCAAUAUUUGUUGAAUUUGGAUGAUCGUCUCACUUUAUUUAUUUAUUUAUUAUAUGAAAGGAAUAUAUGCAACAUUUUUAAAUCAAUGGAGUAUUACUGCUUUCAGUCAACGCAUGCAUGAUUCUAAAUUAUUCCCCCAAUAAUAACGACUUCUUCUCAGUUAGCCGUCCCUAAACGUACAUCGAUUAUAAAUAAGGAAGGACUCUGGCAUCUUCAGCAUCAAAGCUGGUGCUUAAUUCUUUCAGAGAGAUCAGAGAGAGAGAAUGGAAAGGCUCCAUGUAUUGGCUAGUUUUCUACUGUUUCUGGGUAUAUUCGCCACAAAAUUCACAUCAACAAUGGCUGCUUGGCUGCAAGCCCAUGCAACUUUCUACGGCGGAAGUGAUGCUUCAGGAACAAUGGGAGGUGCCUGCGGUUAUGGAAAUCUCAACACCGAUGGUUAUGGCAUAAAAACUGCAGCUCUUAGCACGGCUUUGUUCAACGAUGGGAAGUCAUGCGGCGGGUGCUAUCAGAUAGUGUGCGACGCAACCAAGGUUCCCCAGUGGUGUCUCAGGGGUACUUCCAUUACCAUCACCGGCACAAACUUCUGUCCUCCAAACUAUGACCUCCCCAGCGACAAUGGCGGCUGGUGCAACCCUCCACUGCCACACUUCGACAUGUCUCAGCCUGCCUUCGAGACUAUUGCCAUAUACAAGGCUGGGAUCGUACCCAUUUUGUAUAGGAAAGUGGGAUGCAGGAGAAGUGGAGGCAUCAGAUUUACUAUCAAUGGAAGAGAUUACUUCGAAUUAGUGCUGAUAUCCAACGUAGGGGGAGCUGGAGAUAUCUCUAAUGUUUGGAUCAAAGGGUCUAAAACCAACAAAUGGGAAACCAUGUCAAGAAACUGGGGCGUCAAUUGGCAGAGCCUGAUUUAUCUUAAUGGUCAGAGCUUGUCGUUUAGAGUCCAAACCAGCAAUGGACAAACUCGCACAGCUCUCAACGUGGUGCCUUCCAAUUGGCAGUUUGGGCAGUCCUUCACCAGCAACGUUCAAUUCUAGAUGAUUGGUACAAAAGCAUAUAUAUAUAUAUCCUUCCCUAUUUGUUUGAUUUUCUCUGCUAGCUGUUAAUUUCCUCCCUAUGUAUUACAUUUCCUUCCCCUUUUAGUUCAGAAGGAAGGGAAAAAAAAAAAAAAAAAAUAAAGAAUUCUGGCUGGGUUGUGGCUGAGUUUUGCUGUGAAGCCCACCGAGUUGUACGCCGAAAAGAGUAGAAUAUUGUAUGCUACUUAAUUUGAGACGUACAUGCAUUGCGUAUGUAUAAUACAGUCAUAUUCAUACUUAAUGUCGCGUUUAAUUUUCUACUAUUUUUUAUUUGAAAAAUGCUAGUAUGUUAUUUGAA
This is a messenger RNA of Carya illinoinensis, 1391 nucleotides long. Its product is annotated as putative expansin-A17. Gene Ontology annotation, biological process: plant-type cell wall organization. Lineage: Eukaryota; Viridiplantae; Streptophyta; Magnoliopsida; Fagales; Juglandaceae. The record is from RefSeq and is a predicted model, not a curated record. The transcript is spliced from 3 exons. Bases 287 to 1054 code for a protein of 255 amino acids. Gene Ontology annotation, cellular component: extracellular region.